AAGUAUCUUUUUUCUCAAUUUGAAGACCAAGCUUUGGUGUUCCUUGUCCUAGUCUUGGUUGUCUCCUCUUAAUCCUAGUCACUAAUUAGGGAAAGGAAGGAUCUGUGUCAUAAUGACUCCCCAGGGUCACAGUGACACAUAAUUACUGAACAGGGUGUGGGAAUAACUCUUGACAAAAAAAGAGAAAGGAAAACAACUUUGAUGAUGCUCUUCGGGAUGCCUGUUUAGAGCAAUGUCUGUGGAGAGGAGGCUGUUCGGGGAAUGACACUGUUCAAGGGAAUGAGAAAGACUUGUGGCCCUUGGAUAUCACUUUCCUGUUUAAAUCUGGGAAUGAAUCUACCACAGACAAUGUCAGAGAUGAAGAGCCAGAGCACUAAUAAGGUCAUUCCCUGGAAGCAGCUUCCUUUGGAGAACUUCACCAUGGUCACUGAAUUCCUGUUGCUGGGCUUUUCUAACCUCAACAAAAUGCAGUUUGUUCUCUUUGGUGUCAUUCUCUGCCUCUACCUGGUCAUUCUGAGUGGAAACAUCACUGUUAUCACUACAAUCUGCCUGGAGCACAGCCUCCAUACUCCUAUGUACUUCUUCUUGAGUGUCCUUUCUGUCUCUGAGACCAGCUACACUUUAGUCGUCCUACCCAAGAUGCUCCUCAACCUCUUAUCUGUGCUCAGGACAAUAUCCUUCACCAGUUGCGUUGCCCAAAUGUUCUUCCUUCUUGGCUUUGGCACCACCAACUGCCUAUUGUUGGGUGUGAUGGGUUAUGACCGCUACACUGCCAUCUGUCACCCUCUGCGCUACCCAGUCCUCAUGAGCUGGUGGAUCUGCAAGUUGAUGGCAACCACUUGCGGCAUAAGUGGCUUUCUGGUUUCAAUAUUCGGUACAUUUUUGGCCUUUAGUCUACCAUUCUGCAACUCCAACAGAAUCAAUCACUAUUUCUGUGACAUUGCACCUGUCAUUCGUCUUGCCUGUGGGGACCCCUAUAUCAAUGAAGCAAUUAUAUUGAUUGCUGGAAUUGUGGUACUUGUUGUACCUUGGAUGUUCAUCUGUAUCAGCUAUGGCUUCAUUAUCAGAACUAUCCUGAGGAUCCCAACAACUGAAGGGAAAAAGAAAGCCUUUUCCACUUGUGCUUCCCACCUCACAGUGGUUGUAUUCCACUAUGGAUGUGCAUCUUUUGUCUACUUGAGGCCCUCAUCCAAACAUACAACUGACAAGGACAAACUGGUGACUGUGACUUACACCAUUGUCACUCCUCUAUUGAAUCCUAUGGUUUACACACUCAGAAACAGGGAAGUUCGGGUAGCCAUUCAGAAGGUGAUGAACUGGAGAGGAUUUUCUCCUAAAAUCAUAUAACACAGAUAUAGACUUAUAUGCAAAAAUCUAUAAGCUACACCUAUAGUCAUAGAUAUGGUUCAGGUGCUAUUGUCUGGGCUUGAUGCUUCUCAAACCUAUUUAGAAUUUUCCUCCUCUGGCCAGUCAAGUACCAGGGAAAGGUGUACCAAAUAUUAUCAGAUCUACUAUGGGAAGAAAUGUAUUCUACCACCUAAUUGUCCACUAGAUUUAGAAAGAUCUUAGAAUAGUCUUUAAAAAAUACCCUUCCCUUCCCUCUUGGAAUCAAUAUUAUGUAUUGGUUCCAUGACAGAAGAGCAGUAAGGACUAGACUAUUAGGUUUAAGUGACUUACCGAGGGUUACACAGCCAGGAAUUGUCUCAGGCUAGAUUUAAACCCAGGACCUCCCAUCCCUAGACCUGGCUCUCAAUCCACUGAGCUACCCAGCUGCCCCCUUAACAUGGUCUUUAAGAAGUGGUUGUUAUAUUUUAGUUCUCCUUUGAAACAUGUCCUUAUGUCAAUGGAGUGCAGGCACAGGGCAAAUAUUCUAUAAGAAAUAUAAUUGCAGUUAUCUUGGAAGAUCAUUUUCACCAUAGGCUUAACCAUUACUGGUAAAGUGACUUUAGACAUGCAAGAAUGGUACCAAGUAUUGUUGUAAGAUAUUACACACCCAGUGGAUGAAUAUUCACACAAAAACACACAUACACACAUAUACACUCACACAUUUUCACCUUUCUCCUGUCAAUUUUUAAAAGUCAAUUAUAUUAGGCACUGGAUAUUAAAAAAAAAAACCCAAAACCAUGGCUCCUAUCUUCAGGGAAUUUACAUUCCCUUAGGAUUAGAUAGAUGAUAGAUAGAUAGAUAGAUACAUAGAUAGAUACAUAGAUACAUAGAUACAUAGAUACAUAGAUAGAUAGAUUUGUAUAUAUAAAUAAAGAUAAACAUAUAUAUAUAUAUAUAUAUAUAUAAGAAGGGAGAAAAAAUUAACAACUAGAAGGAUCAGUAAUAAGAUUUGAAAAGGAAUUAAAGGCAUAAAUGUAACAAGAUGAAAGACAAUAAUUCUUAUUUUAGAAGACAACAAAAAAUAGGGAAAUGAUCUUCCCAGAGUCAUGUAGCUAUUAACUAUCUGCAUCCAGAUUUAAACUCAGGUCUUCCAUAUUCCAGGCCUCAUGAUCUAGGCAUUUGCAUGACCUUGGUGUUCCUAUGAUCAAGAAUCAGUUGUAGUUAAAUAAGACAUAAGGGUAUUGUUAUGUUUUGAUGAUCUUAGGAAAGGAAAGGAAAGGAAAGAGAGUGAAAAAGUGGUAGGAAAGGUGAAGAAAGUGGGGGGAACUUGUUAGGAUGCAGCAGUGGAAACCAAUAUAAAUGAAAGAUUGGGGGAAAAGGCAUAUAGCUUUCUCUUUCUCUCUCCCAUACAUACAAACACAUGUGCACACAUUCAUACAUACAUGCAUAUUUUGACACAAAAAUACAUUAAUCUCAGAAGGGAAACAUAACUGUAGAAACACUAGAUACAAUAGAUAUAUAUUGAAUAGGAAUUUUUAAAAGGGUACGCAUAUUUAUUAGCUAUUAGUGACACUUUAGCAAAAAUUGGCACUGUAUUAAGACAUAAAAACCUCAACUACAAAUACAGAAAAAAGAAAUAUCAAACACAUUCUUUUCUGAUGGCAAUGUAAGAAGAUGGUGUUCAAUAAAAAAUCCAAUGAAGAAAUAAUUAAAAGUAAUAGAAACUAAAUAAAGAAAUUCUAAAGAAUUGGUAAAUCAGAGAAAAAAUGAUAGAAACAAGAGAAAUUAUCUAGAGCUAAGGACAAUUAGAACAUUCUAAUAUUUUUAUACCAAAGCAUAAAAUUAAACAAAUAAAAUGAAAUGACAAAAGUAGCAAAAAUGAGAAAAUUAGCCAAUUAAAAAUCCAAAUAAAUGACAAAAAUGCAAAUUCUGAAAAUCAAAAAGGUAAUAAUAAAAAUAAAAGCAAGAAAAAACUUCUGGAAUUAAUAAAGAAAACUAGAUUUAUUUUUAACCAAUGAAAAUCAAAUUGUUAGUCUCACAGGUAUAAAAAGAAUUAAUAAGUAAUGAAGAAAUAAGAGAAAAUAUUGGAUUCUAUUUUAUCCCACCAUAUGCCAAUAAAACCAUGAACUCAUGUGAAAUAAAAAUUUAUGAAAAUAUAAAAUACACAGAUUAGAAGAAUAAGAAGAGAAUUUAAAUAACCUAAUUUCAGAAAAAGAAACUUUAAUGAGAGACAAAUGAGUUAUCAAAUUGGAGGGAUGGAAUUGGGAAGAGGAAAAACCCCAACAACCUUGAGAUCAGUUAUAUUUACAAAGAAAUACUAUCAAAGUUUCAAAGAACAGGUAAUCCCAAUACUAUAUAGAUCAGUGAUGGCAAAACUUUUAGAGAUGGAGUGUAGGCCCCACCCAUGCCCCACCCCCCAGUACCAUGGCAACUUCCCCAAAAGACUGAGUGCUAUCCUCCCAUCCCCUAACCCUCCCACCAUACCCCAAACAGGGGAGGAAGAAAGCACUCCCAAUGGGCUGAUGGGUGGAGGGGUGGAUAAAGUUAAAAAAUAUCCUUAUUGUAGGUGAAGAGAGGUAGGGGUGAGGCCCAAAUGGUCUGCUCCAGAUCUGCAACCUGUGAGUCAACCACCUUACCCCCUAUGAGCUCCCAUAGGUUGCUGGGCAGAGAGGAGGGGGAUGUGAAAAAUUGUCUGCAGGCACAAUGAAGUGGGAGAUGAGAGCAUCUCUGACUGCCUUUCUAGUAAGGAACUGUGGGGGUAUGGGGCUCAUGUGCCAUCUUUGGCACCCAUGCCAUAGGUUUGCAUUCACUGAUAUAGACAGCAAAAAUGAGAAAACAUGAUCUUAUGAAACCCUAUCUGUAAUAACAAUAUGAUAUUAAUACUUAAACCAAGGAAUGUCAAGACAGAGAAAUAAAAAUAUGUGCUAACAUCAUUAAUGAUCAUGGACACAAAUAUCUUUAAUAAAAUAUUUUCAUAGAGAGUAUAAUAAAUUAUCACAAAGUUUAUUACUAGGAUUACAAAGUUUAUUCAAAGUUUGGAAUACU
This is a messenger RNA of Monodelphis domestica (gray short-tailed opossum), 4371 nucleotides long. Its product is annotated as olfactory receptor 10R2-like. NCBI's taxonomy places the organism in Eukaryota, Metazoa, Chordata, Mammalia, Didelphimorphia, Didelphidae. Gene Ontology annotation, cellular component: membrane. Gene Ontology annotation, molecular function: G protein-coupled receptor activity; olfactory receptor activity. Gene Ontology annotation, biological process: G protein-coupled receptor signaling pathway. The record is from RefSeq and is a predicted model, not a curated record.